This is a messenger RNA of Prorocentrum cordatum, 338 nucleotides long. The record is from the annotation of a GenBank genome assembly. Lineage: Eukaryota; Dinophyceae; Prorocentrales; Prorocentraceae.
GCGCCGUGCGCGCCCGCGGCGGCCCCCAGCGAUGGCGGCGGCGGCGGCGGCUCGCUGGCCUCGGCGAUCGGCGCCGCCGAGAGCGGCGCGGCGGCCGAGAAGGUGGCGUUCGUCACGCUGGCGACCGGCGCCUACCUCGACGGCGCCCUCGUGCUCUGCAGCAGGCUCCGCGAGCGCCUACCCGCGCAGGUCGACGUCGUGGCCUUCAGCGACGGCGAGGUCCGCCUGCCGCCCGGCGUGCUUCUGAGGCCGCUCGCGAGCCUCCCCGAGGUGGGCGUGCCCGCCGGCGCCGGGGAGCCCGUGCUGCCGCAGUUCGACUUCUGCUGGGCCAAGCUGGG